AUGCCCCCGCCACCACCCAAGGCGCCCGUCGCUCGCCAUCGCAAGCGGGAGGGCAUCGUGCUCAGGAUGUUCCGCGAGCUCACGCCAGCCCGAGGAAUGCUCCGGGACAGGGAGGACCAGGCCGUGGUCCUGGAGUUCGAGUCCAUCGGGGGUCUGGACAACCUUCCCCGAGAGGGCGACGUGGUCGAGUACCGCCAAUUCGAAAAUGAAUCCGGGCAUGAGGCCGUCAACGUCACCGUCAAGUCUCGGGCGCAGAAGGAGACGGCGCAGAGCAAACCUUCCGAUUCGGAAUGUUGGGCAGCCGAACAGUUCUUGCGCCGCCAUGCGUUGCAGAGAUGGGAGAAAGGUGAGCCCUUCACGCACAGCAGCAUGAAGGGGUACAGGGACAGCUUCGCGAGGGACACUGGGAAGUUCAAGUUCCCAGACGACGAAGCAACCAUGAAGGAGCUGGGCGAAGCCAUUGCUGUGUUCUACCGGCUCUCGCACGCUGUCCCGGACACGCCCAAGAAGCUCUUCCUGUGCGAACAUCCCACGGAUGUGUACGCCUUCGUCGAGGACAUCGACGUCUUGGGGGGCUACGUCGGUGGGGUUCCGAAUGUCAUGCGCAAUGGCCCCAAUGACUACGAUUAUGAGCUCCUGAAGUGGCGAGCGAAGGUGCUAAGGAAGAUCUUCCCUGGUGCCGAGCCGCGCCUCAUGCUCUACGAGGCCUGCGGCAUGUACCAGGGCCACGACAUCUUCAAGGAGUCCUAUCAUCUUGUGUGGCCAAUGGUUAUGGUUGACAAGCAGCGCGCCGUGGCAGCCCGCGAGGAAACGGUGCGCCUAUUCGAGCAGAUGAGCGAAGAAGAGGGCCAUCCUUUGGCCAAGCUGCUGCACCGAGCCAAGCAGAAAGACGAGAACAACAGCUGGGAAAGAAUCUUCGAUAUCUCCACGACCAGGCCCAGCAUUGGGGCGCGAAUGCCUUAUUCAGACAAGAUGUCUGUGACGAAGCUCGGCAGGUGGGUCGACAACCACCGCCGAGUGCUUCCAAUUGCGGAGAUCAUGUUCGACUUCAACAAUGGUGAGGAGCUUCCGCGGUGCAUCACGGUGGCGGGCGCCGAGCAGCGCACGCCGGCCGAGUGGGCGAAGAACGGCAUGUGCCGGCGGAGCGGAAAGGCGGUUUCCUACUGCACCGCGAGCAUCCGCGCUGCUGAGGGGCAGCGGAAUCGCCGUCGG
Symbiodinium natans is the source of this 1212-nucleotide messenger RNA. Lineage: Eukaryota; Dinophyceae; Suessiales; Symbiodiniaceae. The record is from the annotation of a GenBank genome assembly.